Molecule: messenger RNA, 1812 nt
Organism: Erpetoichthys calabaricus (reedfish)
Lineage: Eukaryota; Metazoa; Chordata; Cladistia; Polypteriformes; Polypteridae
Product: transmembrane protein 237-like
Exons: 13
Coding region: 300-1514 (404 amino acids)
Biological process (GO): cilium assembly
Cellular component (GO): ciliary transition zone
Source: RefSeq, a predicted model, not a curated record
CCGAUGAUCAGGCGUGCACGCCGAGUAAAUCGGUUGGCACGAGGCUUAUCAGAUGCGCCUUUCUGAAAGACCUCCAUAAAGAAACAUUAGGAGCUCAUUGACUCCGUUUUAGAAUGUCACACGAGGAUUGCAUUCAAGCCAACAGCCCACGUUCAACGCCUCAGCGAGAACCCGGAUGUGUAUCUUAGCGCGUAGCGUCGUUGCUUAGCAACUGUGAAACGCUUCCAUCCGGUGAGUCGCUUGAGAGAAAAACAAGAAGAAAAAAUAAACAUAAAAAGAAGAAAAAGCGAAGACGAGCCAUGGAGCCGGGAGCUGAGCAGCCGCGGCGCCUUCCACGUGCCCUCCCACCGAUGCCAAGCCAGGACCACCCUGGAGAUGAGGUGCCACUCAGCAAACCCAAAAAGAAGAAAAGCAAGGCGUCCAAUGGGAUAGAGGACAUGGUGUCACCUGUCGAGCGACGGCACUCGGAGAGCAGAGAGCCUCUGACCCCAGAACCACAGGACGCGCCGCAGCACAGGAGACGAAAGAAGAAGAAAGCCCAGCAGACCCCAGACUCCGAGACGUCCUUUAUGCAGAGAAGCACAGCAGACAUGCCACUUCAGGAGGACCUGCAGAACGGCACCAGCGACAAACUGCCAAGUGAAGAUGACGUCCCCCGCAAGCCGAAGAAGAAGGGCAAGAAGACCCGGCCAGCUGACCUCCAGUAUGCUAAUGAGCUCGGCGUGGAGGAGGACGACAUUGUCACCGACGUGCAGCAGCCGAACCCUCCGCUGGCCCUCUUUGCCGCACCACUGGGGAGCAGCCAGCCUGUUGGGAAGGUCUUCGUGGAGAGAAAUCGGCGAUUCCAGGCAGCUGACCGCUCGGAGCUAAGCAAAGUCCCCGAGAAAGUCGAUGACUUCAUGGAGGUGAGGCCCCUGUGGACCACCAGAGACGUGGCACUGAAUGUGCACCGUGGUUUCAGAAUGAUGGGGCUCUUCUGCCAUGGCAUCCUGGCAGGCUUUGCUGUCUGGAAUAUCAUUGUGGUGUACGUGCUGGCGGGGAGCCAACUGGGCACUCUGGCCAACCUCCGGGUGCAGUACAAGACGCUUGCAUACCCAGCCCAGUGUCUACUGUACCUGCUUCUGGCCAUCAGCACCGUGUCUGCUUUUGAUAGAGUCAACCUGGCAAAGGCUUCUGUGGCUCUGCGGGGAUUCAUGACACUGGACCCGACUGCAUUGGCAUCCUUCUUGUACUUUGCGGCCCUCGUUCUGUCGCUCAGCCAGCAGAUGACCAGUGACCGGAUCAACCUUUACGGGACACAGGGGGUCAACGGCAGCACUUUGUGGCUGCCCGGCUUGGAGCAGCAGGUCCUCCAGCCCUGGAUUGUGGUCAACCUGGUCGUGGCGCUCUUGGUGGGCCUGGCUUGGGUUUUCCUGUCUAGCAGGCCGGAGCUGGACUACACGGAAGGGUCUAUGUUUGCACUGGACGCAGAGGACAAUCCGUCAGCGGAAGACAAAGCCGAGAUACAAGCCUGAGGUGGACGGCGACAGGCUUGGGUGGGCUCUGUGUUAGUUAGCGGACCAUCUGUGCUGUAAUCCUGUGUCGUAGAAACUAAAAGGGACGAGUGCCUCCCCGCCCAGCCUGGACCGAUGAGAUGAUGGAGAUCCAGUAGUGGAAAGUGGCGGGCCUCAUCGCCGGUCACUCUGUGACGGUGGGACGCGUAUCGGACCCUGCGUCACAACGAGUCAAUGAGCAGGAAGGAGCCGAGUCCUCGUAAAGUGGAUGACAGCAAAUGUGUGCUGCCUUUAUUAAAGACUCCUAUCUGAGCUCUGG